Molecule: messenger RNA, 6372 nt
Organism: Portunus trituberculatus (swimming crab)
Lineage: Eukaryota; Metazoa; Arthropoda; Malacostraca; Decapoda; Portunidae
Exons: 11
Coding region: 26-2152 (708 amino acids)
Molecular function (GO): ubiquitin binding
Source: RefSeq, a predicted model, not a curated record
AGAGGCACUGAGGCACAGCGGCAAGAUGGCGGGGCGGUGGGACUGCUUCCAAGGCCUGCCACACGGCUGGGAAGUGAGGUUUGAUGGCAGAAUUGGCCGAUAUUACUUCAUUGACCACCUGAACAAGAAGACGUCAUGGGAGGACCCGCGGCUGAAGAGUGCUCCACCCCCGCCUCCUCACCCGGAGAGUGGGCACAGCGAGGUCAAGGGUCACCAGGAGAGUCAGAGUGUCUCCCACCACCCGCCUCCCUGGAUGAGUCCCUUCCUAGGUGGGCGGUUCUCAUCUGUCUACCCAUCAUUUGGAGGUUAUAACUUGGCUUACAUGCCUCCAUAUGCACUCUAUGGUCCUGUUUAUCCACCGCAGAAUGUGUCACAUGCCACUGAGCCACCCCCUUUGAAAAAAAUCGUCGGAGGCCAUCCAUCCCCUGAUGUUAACAAAGGACGUGGCUCACUCACCUCACAGCAGGAGUCUGGACUCUUGGAGGCUGUUGAACACUCCCAGUUAGCCAUUGCCAAGAUUUCUGCCAUGUUUCCCACUGUACCAGAAAGUCACAUCAAGGAUCUGAUGAGGAAGUACCACAAUAGGGAAGCUGUAGUCAUCAGUGCUCUUCAAGUCCAGAAACAUCCUCUUGCCACUCCUGGACCUUAUGGCACCUUCACUCCACCUCCCAUGAGGCACUUUAUUCCCACUGCUACAGCCAUUAUGGCUUUACAAAGCACCAAGGCAUCCAGUGCUGUGUCCUCCACUGGAGCAACUCCUAUUGAUGCCACUACAACCACCACUACCACUGCUUCUCAGGAGAAAGAAGGAUCACAUAAAGUAGCUACCACCACAGGUAAUGGCACAGCUGUAGGUGCCCCUGUCUCAGCACCACCUGUGGUGACAUCUUCAAAACUAGAUCAUUCCCUCCAUCAUCCAGUGUAUGAGCGUACAAGAGGGACACAGAUCCUGGAGGAUAAGAACAAAAGUGGCCGACAAGGGUCUGUAGAGAGGUGUAUGGGGUCUCCUUUCCAUGGCCGUGGAUCUGUUGAUAAGUCUGCAGGGUCCCCAAGGCUGGGACAGGGCUCGAUGGGCUCUCCAUUCUUUGGUCGCGACUCUCCACUCCUGUCUUCUCGGGCUUCUUCUCCCCAUACUUUCAUGGACGGUUCUCCUCGGCCCACCACACGUUCUACUUCAGAAUUUACUCGCUCCCUCAUGGAUUCACCUCGAAUGGAUUACCGUCAUUCUCCCAGGUCUACUCCACACUCUCCUAAGAUCAAACUCAGGUACUUGAAAGGAAUAUUUCCAAAGGUGGAGCCAACCGUUAUUCUUGAUGUUUUGACCCAGUGCAACUACAAUGUUAAGGAUACUUGUGAGAAACUGUUAAUCUUGGGAUAUGAAAAAAAAGACACUGUGCUUGCUCCACCAAAGCUCAAAGACCGUCCUGAUGGCAAGGAAAACAAGGCUGUCCCAAAGCCGUCCCCAGGACCUGCACGACCUAAGAAUCUCGGUGAAAAACACAAGAAGAAAGUUCGAAAUGAGUUGACCUCAGGCUAUCCGGAUCUGACUCCCACGGUGGUGACCAUGGCCCUGCAAUCAGUGUACUAUGAUGAAAACCGUGCCCGUCAAGUGCUGGACAACAUGGUGGAGUCAGACAAAAAGACACAAGAGGCACUUGCCAGUUGUGCAUCUCAAAUGCCCAGCAGAUCCACAGAGUCCAAGACUGUGACUCUCAAUCUGAUGGGUUCACCUCCACUUGCUCGAAGAGAUGGAGUGAAGCCCACCCGCCCCACCCUGCCCAGAACAAGGAUCAACACUGCCUGGACGGCUGCUCAAACUGUUUCUCGAGGAACUAACACGGAGGAAGAUCUUGGGUUCCGUAGUGACCAGCGCAUGCGUCCCCAGGGCCCAAACACAAAGCUACACAAGGGCCCCUCAGAGUGUCUUCUUCUAUCAGAUUACCAGGCUUGGCACGGCCCCAAUCCAGACAAUGCCUCAGGCCACAGCAAGAGUCUGGCUCAGGGGCCAAGAAGUACUCACCUUCGAGGUCCGUCCGGAAUUGCUCGAGGGCAUGACCCUGCCAUGAGGAAGGGACCCCAAGGGCUGGCCAAAGGAUCACAGUUCACACAAGGUAUAAAGAAAGAAGUUUGCCUUUCAACUAAAGUCCUUUAAUUGAUUUUUCUCACAUUUUUUGUGACCAAAUAUGAAAAUGUUUUAAUCUUAAAAAAAUUUAUUUGUUUUACUUUGUAGGUAAAUAUAUUUUAUGUAGAUGUUAUUUGAGCAUAAAUAAAACUGUUUUUUCAAUUUUUUUCAGUUAUUACUCUAUGGAGAUUUUUUAAUUUGUAUUUUGAAUGUUUCUUCAUUGUCUCUCCAUGAUUUCUUUUAUUUAUUUUCUAAUACGUACUGGAUUUCUUCCAGGAAAAAUUAUUUUAUUGUUCAUAGUUUAUUUACAUGAUAGUUAGUUUAAUAUUAGAAUUGCUCUAUAAUAGAAGUAUGUUGUUCACAUGUAGCUUUAAUUUUCACACAAUAUAUUAUCAAAAGAUCCUUCAGCCUGUAGUGGGGAUCAGUCAUGCAGCAUCUGACAACAUGGCUGUAAAAAUGUAGACAAGAGUACAAAUCAAGCAAAAUUGUGAUCAUGAGACUGAGGUCUAUGGUACACUAUUGUGGCUUCACCUUUGCCCAUCACCUGCUCACUACUUAUUGUGGAGAAUUUUUAGCCCAAUAGUAUUCCUCUGUUUACAACAUGUGAUAAUAGAGGCAAUGUUUAUGCCAUGGCUACCAGUUAUACAAGAUAUUUUUUGAAAAGUCAUUUAUAUACAAUAAACCCUUGCCAACUCAGGCUGUUAGGCUGUCCUUUAUUAUGAACUGCCUUGGACCUGGUUUUCAUCUGGUUUGUGGAUAAUGAUUGAUUAAAUUUAGUCUGCUAGCAGUGAAAGCCAAUGAUCAUCUUCCUGUGUGUAUGUGUGUGUGUGUGUGUGUGUGUGUGUGUGUGUGUGUGUGUGUGUAUAAAAUGUAUAAAAUCAGUGAGAUUAUACAAUAAUGAUAUAUGAAGAUUUUUCAAAGCUUCAUAUAGUUCAAGCAUCAACAGGUGCACACAGCUUUGUUGGAAUUAAUAUGUGAGCCAGCAGGCAAAAGACACAAGGUUAUCCAUGGCCACAUGUUUCACUGAACAUUAGUAUUCAUCACAAAUUUGAUUUUUGUAUACCAUGAAGUAUUCACUAUAAAAUUGAUAUUAAUAAGAUGCCCACUUUUUUGUAGUUUGUAAUCAGUCUACAACACAUGUGUGAUAGUAGUGAGGCAGAUGUAAGAAUCUCAAGGCAAAGUACAAAAAGCUUUCAAGAGUCCUUGGUUAGAUUUGGUUAUCUGAUCAGAUAAUUGCUUGCUCUUCUAAUCUGGACACUUCAGGAUAACUAAAAGCAGAGAGUUGCAAAGUUCCAGGCUGUAAUGGUGUUGGUUAGUGAGGGUUUAUUGCAUAUAUUAUACGUAAGUAGCUUCUAAGAGGUAUUGUAUAUCUGUCUCAUGCUAACUGGUUAGAGCAUGGAGUACUGGUUGUAGUCAGUUAAAUUCUACAUUUAGAACUAUUUUGAUGUGCCAAAACUGAAAUAUAAGCAUAUCAUGAAAAUGAUCAUCUUGAAAUGGAUAGAUUCAAUAUAGAAAUGAUAGCAAUACUAAUAAUUUUGUGUUUGAUACAAUAACUUUUAGCAAUACUUGGCCAUUAUGUUUAGACUAUUCAGUAAGAUUAGUUUUGUUGCAACAAAUUGAUGAUUGCAAAUACCUUAUUUAAUAUGUUUAUUUAUUUAUUUUUUUAAGGAAUUACAUCUUACAAAAUGUUUGAAUAGUUAUUGAAGGUCAUCUGUACCUGCCUUCAGUAUUAUAUAGUCCUUCAGGAUUAACACUGGACUACUCUCUGUCUCUUGUUUGUCAGGUUGCUAGCAGUAAUCAUGAGAUAUCAUUUGCUUUCUUCUGUCAACAGUAUUAGCCAAGUUGAUGUAUCUCUGUUGACUGACUUCAAGUUCUUGUGAGUGUCAGGUUUGCAAACAGCACACACCUGACAACCUUUAUGAUCUGCCUCAGGAAAGUUUGACUAAAUCAUUAGGAAACACUUGCCACUGGUCAUAUUCAGUCUUACUCAGCUUUAAUGAUGUUUUCCAGUAUUCAAAUGAUAUUAUCUGUAUUGAUAUGUGCCUGGAAGGAAUCUUAUCAAUACUUGUUAUAGAUGGCAUACACUCUCCUGGUUAGUAGAUGAACCAGGCAUGCUAGGAUUUUAUUGACUUGCUUAUUUGCCUUUUUGUGCAUGUUAUGCAUAUGUGUUAGAAAGUUGCUGGGUUUAGAAGGAUUUGAUAUGCAUCUAGGCUGAUUUGAGAAAAAGGUGUUUUAUUUUAAGGCUGAAGCCUUAAAAUAAAACACCUUGAAUUAACAGUCAUGUGCAGGUGAUUUGAGAAGAAAAUAUCAAAAUACGUAAGGCAGUGAGAGAACUUGAAAUAUAAAGACUCUUGCUUUUUAUUGAUUUUGUGUGAUGUAAAAUUUUGAGGAAGGGUAAAGAUAUUCUUGUCAUCCAUUUGUUUUCAAUGAAAGGCCAGAAGUUAAUUUUGCUGUUGCAUAGUUAGUUUUAAUGAAUUUUACCAUUAUGGAAAGUAUAUAUGUAUGUUUUGAAUUUAAGUUGCAAUUAGCAUAAUGACCAAUGUUGAUUGUGGUAGUAAUUGUAUGUAGUUGCUUCCAUAGUAACCAGGUUUCUUUACCAUCAUGCAAAGGACAUACUCUGUCAAUACAGACAGAUCCAAGCAUGAUUAAGCUGAGAAAGGGAGGCUUUAAACAAACCUCAAAUAGAUUAUGGUAAAACCUUUUUAAAUAUAGCUCAUAACUUGUCUGCACUUUUUUUUUUAUAUUUUCCUAAGAGUUGACAUUAUAUUUUUAUCAUCCAGUGUUUCAUAUCCUGUAAAAGUAUGACUCAAUUUAGAUUUAGGAGUUUAUAUACAAGAAAUAUAUUGUUUGCAUGUUUGUUACCUUUUCAUUAUUUAUGAUAUUUUAUCAUUAAGGGCUUACAUGUGUAAUUGCUAGAGUAGGCUGUUACUUAAGACACACAAAUCCUGUAUGCUUAUCUGCACUCCCUAAAAAUCAAAAUAUUAUGAUAUUUUAAAUGUAUCCCUCUACAUUGCACUUUAUUCCAAUAGAACUCUACCUCCUUUAUUUCUGGGAGAUCUACACUACAAGAAAAUUAAUGUGCUCUGACCAAGGUUUUAUGAGGUAGUUGUAUGGAACCAUUUAUUUGUUCUUAGGAAUACUGUUAUAAUGGCAUAUUCUUGACAAAGUUAGGUUGUUUUAUGAAAGGUGUCUUAUAAUAUAACCGUGUGCUAAAUUUAUUACAUAUUAUUCAUCACAAUGCUUUUAAUUCCAGAACAACUCAUAAAAACAACUAUUGUUAACAUUGAAGUGCAUAAUGUUUAAUUUUACAGCUUUUGGAGCAUAUUUUGCAAAUUGUUUGUAAAGUUCUCGUUACCGCCACCCUUUCUCGUUACCGUCACCCUUAGCCAUUGGUGUUCACUUGUCUCGGUUCCCAUCACUCAGCAGUUCAUGUUUGUUGUCUUAGGAAGUGCAAUUCGGUUUCUCCAUUUAUGAUAUUCUAGUUCCUAUCAGUCUCAGUGUUCAAUUGUCUUAGUUUCCUUCAGCAGUAAACUCUCCAAUCUGGUAACUUGAUAUUUUAUAGUAUUGGAUUGAUUAGGAUUAGAGAGACUGGCCACACUCCUCAUAAUUAAAUAGAGGAUUUCAUAGUUACUUUUAUUCUAUAUAUAUCUAUAUUUGAUUUUCACUUAACUCUGAAUAUUUGCCAAAUAGCAAUUGAUAUUGUUUUGGUUGUAAAGUGGACAAUUAUAAUGCAUCCCCUGUCAUAUCUCAUUGAACUUACCCAACUUAGUUUGUCAUUAUAGUGAUAUCUAAAUUUAAUUAUUUCAGAAUGACUUCAUACCAUGUAUCAGUUUUUAAUGUAAAUGUAAAAAAACCUAUUGUUUGGAAUUGUACAAUUUUUCAUUUCACAUUAAAGUAAUCAAUCCCAGUUUUUUGAACUUUUUAUUCUGAGUCUGUUCAUGAGAUACUUAAUGAUCUUGCACUUUUGUAACAUAAUGCUUAGUCAUGGUCUUGAUUCAUGACCUUGCAAAAUUUCAGUCAGUGUCCUUUUAGAAAGUCAGAUUGAGUUGUUAUUUUCAAUAGGACUGUCCACAGAUACUUAAAAGUGAUCAAUGUGCAGUAUAUUGUAAUUUACAAUUUGUCCUGUACUGCAAGUUAAGUAUUGUGGUUCAUUACAGUUCAUCUGCUGUCCAAAUAGUGGAUAAGUUAGUUGACAAAUGAAAAAUUAUAGAUACUUAUUCUCAUUAAAAAGUACAAGCAAAAAAAAAAAA